Molecule: messenger RNA, 1179 nt
Organism: Drosophila eugracilis
Lineage: Eukaryota; Metazoa; Arthropoda; Insecta; Diptera; Drosophilidae
Gene: Or1a
Product: odorant receptor 1a
Exons: 3
Coding region: 1-1179 (392 amino acids)
Biological process (GO): sensory perception of smell; detection of chemical stimulus involved in sensory perception of smell
Cellular component (GO): plasma membrane
Molecular function (GO): odorant binding; olfactory receptor activity
Source: RefSeq, a predicted model, not a curated record
AUGUCAAAGCUAUUCGAGGUAUUCCUGGGCAAUCUGUGGACGCAGCGCUUCACCUUUGCCCGCAUGGGCCUGGACUUGGUGCCGAAGGCAAAGGGAAGAGUUCUGCGAUCCCCGGCUCUCUAUGGCAUCAUGUUCGUGGCCACCGGCUUUGAACUUUGCACCGUCUGCGCUUUUAUGGUCCAACAUCGCAACCAAAUCGUGCUCUGUUCCGAGGCCUUGAUGCACGGCUUGCAGAUGAUCUCCUCGCUGCUGAAGAUGGCCAUAUUCUUGGCCAAAUCCCACGACCUGGUGGCCCUCAUUCAGCUGAUUCAGCAGCCAUUUACGGUCGACAGUCUCGGAGACUCCGAAUGGAAGUCCCAGAACCGUCGUGGCCAACUCUUGGCUGCCAUUUACUUUAUGAUGUGUGCCGGCACCAGCGUCUCCUUUCUGCUGAUGCCUGUGGCUCUGACCAUGCUGAAAUACCACUCCACGGGAGACUUCGCCCCAGUCAGUUCGUUCCGAGUGGCACUACCGUACGAUGUGACCCAACCGCAUAUCUACGCCUUGGACUGCUGCCUGAUGGUCUUCGUGCUGAGCUUCUUCUGCUGCUCCACCACCGGAGUGGACACCCUGUACGGCUGGUGUGCCCUGGGCCUGAGCUCCCAGUACCGUCGCCUUGGCCAGCAGCUGAAAUGGAUUCAGGAGCACUCCGAUCCAUCGCGUUCCGACUUGGGCUGGAGUGGCCUGAUCGUCGAGCAUGCCCGGCUCUUGAGGCUGGUCAGAAGGUUCAAUGCCAGCUUCAUGGAGAUCGCCUUCGUCGAGGUCCUGGUGAUCUGCGUGCUCUACUGCUCCGUGAUCUGCCAGUAUAUAAUGCCGCAUACCGACCAGAACUUCGCCUUCCUCGGCUUCUUCUCAAUGGUCGUCACCACCCAGCUGUGCAUCUAUCUCUUUGGCGCCGAGCAGGUGAGACUCGAGGCCGAGGGAUUCUCCAGUCAGCUGUACGAGGUGAUUCCCUGGCAAAGCCUAUCUCCGCAGCAAAGAAGGUUCCUGCUGUUGCCCCUGCAGCGGGCUCAACGCGACACGGUCCUGGGCGCCUACUUCUUCGAGCUGGGCAGGCCGCUCCUCGUCUGGAUUUUUCGCACCGCGGGCUCUUUCACCACUUUACUGAAUGCACUUUACGCUAAAUACGAGACGCCUUAA